This is a messenger RNA of Coccidioides immitis RS, 1373 nucleotides long. RefSeq names its product phosducin. NCBI's taxonomy places the organism in Eukaryota, Fungi, Ascomycota, Eurotiomycetes, Onygenales, Onygenaceae. The record is from RefSeq and is a predicted model, not a curated record. The coding region runs from base 84 to 962 and encodes 292 amino acids. Gene Ontology annotation, biological process: regulation of G protein-coupled receptor signaling pathway. The transcript is spliced from 3 exons.
GAAUUCGUCAAGUGACAUAUAUAUCCUAAUCCCCGUUUGCCGGUUCACCUCCGAGAAAUUUUUUUCUUUCUGUCUCUUUCACCAUGUCAGCUGCCCAGGACGAAGUGAACCGCCUUCUGAACAGUCAAGAGGAUCGAGCCACCUGCCAUCCCGAAGACCGCCUCAAGACCGAAGAUCUCCAUUCCUCUCCCUCAGAAGACGAAGAGGAAGAGGUAUCACGACGCGAAAAGAGAACUUCCAGACUAAAGUACAUCCCUUCCGACUCCGACGCCGACGACAGCGAUUACAACAUGAUCACCUCGCAGCCAGCCGCUUAUCAUGUCCCCAAAACAUGGUUCGACGCGAACACCGGUCCUAAGGGUGUCAUUGCCGACGCGCAAUCUUAUGAGCGCGCAAAGAAGAGAUCAUUCCGUCGUACUUUGAUGAGCGCCGCCGGCAUCGAUUACCAGCCGUCCUACAACAAACCAGAAGCUAUUCACCAGGAAAAAGCGAGUCCAUCGGCCCCUCAGACCCCCGAGGAAAGCGACGAUGAAAAGUUCAUGCGAGAGUGGCGAGAGGCGCGCAUGCGCGAACUUCAAAAUAAGAACAUGAGACGUUCGAGUCCGAGCAAGAGAAGAUACGGAUCUGUCGAAGUUGUCGGCGCAAAUGGAUACCUUGAUGCCGUGGAGAGAGUCACGGCAGACACCGUUGUCGUAGUCUGCAUAUAUGAUCCUGAGUUGUCCGAAAGUUCUAUCGUUGAGGAUUGUCUAAACACAGUCGCACGCAAACAUGCUACGACACGAUUCGUUAAACUACACCACGAAAUUGCGGAAAUGGACCACAUCGAAGCUCCUGCUCUGCUUGCUUACCGUGGCGGCGAUGUCUUUGCGACCAUAGUGGAUAUUUUCCGGCAGCUUCCUGACGGGCGCGAUUGCAGCUCGUCUAGCCUUGAAGCUCUUCUGAUGCAACAUCGUGUUCUCUGAUUUACGACUCUGCUUUCUUUCGUCUCACUCUUUUCUUUCUUUUCGCAAUUUCCAUAGACUCCGAAAUGACGUGAACCAAACAAUAAGUUGAUUUAAUGUCCUACAACGCUGCUGGACACGGCGUAUGAAUAAAGCCGGUCAAUUGCUCCGGACAUCUACGUUAAUUUUGCCUUUUUCUUUCUAAUGAGCUUUUUUUUUUUUUAUCCUGGAGUUCUAGCACACGUACAUCCCUUAGAUUGGUCUUGGGAGGGUAUAUUGGAGGCGGAUCUUUUUCAGGUGAUUUUUUGGGAAUUGGAAUGAGCGGUAAACUGAUAUACAGCAAGAAAAAUCUCUUGAUGGCUGAUGGCAGGAUUUUUUUUUUUUUUUUUUUUAAUCCCUUUUUGGGCUUCUGCAUGUUUGCUUUGGACUCUG